AUUGGCUGACCGCUACCACAUGACUAACGGUCGCGGGAAGUACGUUAGCACUGAGUCGCGCGUGACAAACGUUGGGAGUUAAAAGAGCCUUUUUCACCUCUCUUAUUUUUCCCCAUUUUUUUUUAAACGGUGUUUUGUCGUUUGUGGCCUAUUCAGUUUAUGUCAGAGACCGAGCAGGUUGAGCUGCCGGUCCGGAGGGAGAUACCCGUCGUAGGCGGGUAGGUUAUUUUUCUUCGUGCCUUUUUCGUCGCAUUCGGUCGAUGACGACUUCAACGUGGUGGGCUGGAGUUUAAAAACAACAUAGCCUUUUCUGGGCUAGCGGAAUCUACUUUAGACCUUUUUUUUAAGGUAGUGACUAAUAUACCUUAAUUCAAAGUAGUUUAGGACUGAACCUUUCUGUAUUUUUGUAGGAAUAGUUGCUUGCUUGAUUAUUUUUCGAUAUCAAGUUUCUAUCGAGGCAGAAAACUUGGCUAGCAUGUCGAGUUACGAUAGCCGUUGGCACAACUGCCCGUCGCCCAAAACCCGACCCGUCCGUCAGAAACUCAAUUUUACGGCUAGCGACGGCGAGGAUGACACGAUUGAGGACGUCAACGAGUCGGGCUUCAACGAACUGGAUUCCCCGCAUGCUAUGCGAACCAGCUCGGUAGGCUGUGACGAUGGUAGUGGAAGCCCCGGAACGAGGCAGGCUUUCGGGGACGAGAUGUGGGUGGAAGAGGGUUUUGGCUCUCCGUCCCACUUGAUCUCCCCGUGCUCAGAGCUCUUUGCAGUCUGCACGCCGUCUGUGAAGAAGGCACCACGUUUGCAUUCCGCUACACCGGUGCGGUCGUACAGCCGAGCCAGAAAGGAUGAAUCCGGCUCGCCGAUCCGCUCAUGCCCCGACACACCUCCUCACAAAACUCUGAGAAAGCUACGACUUUUUGACACACCGCACACGCCUAAGAGCCUUCUGUCCCGCGUGAAGGAGUCCAGCUUGAAGGGCCCUUUAUUCAAUUCGGCAGAGCAUAAAGUGAUUCUGCCAAGACCUCUCACAGACAGUGGCAAGAGACUUCAUACGCCUGCAGUCAACAUCAACCCCUUCACCCCUGACUCCCUGCUCAUCCAGUCGGCCACACAGCAAAGCAACAACAGAAAGAGGCCACACCGGAACGUCUCUAAUGGUGAAGACAGGGAGGAUAGUGAUGGCGAGGACGAAGAGCAAAUCCUGCCACCAUCCAAGAGGAUCACCAUGAUGGAGAGCAGCAUGAUGUCACGCUACGUCUCUGAGUUUCUGGAGUUGGAGAAGAUUGGCUGUGGCCAGUUUGGCGCUGUUUACAAGUGUGUAAAGCGAUUGGACGGCUGUCUCUAUGCAAUCAAGCGCUCCAAGAAGCCCUUGGCUGGAUCGGUGGAUGAGCAAAAUGCUCUGCGCGAGGUGUACGCUCACGCUGUGCUCGGCCAGCACCGGCACGUAGUACGCUACUACUCUGCAUGGGCGGAGGAAGGCCACAUGCUGAUCCAGAACGAGUACUGCAACGGCGGCACACUGGCAGACGUGAUGGCCGACAACGCCCGGUGCUUCGCCCGCUUUUCAGAGCUGGAGCUGAAAGACCUGCUUCUACAGGUGGCCCGUGGACUUAGGUACAUCCACUCCAUGUCAUUGGUGCACAUGGACAUCAAGCCCAGUAACAUCUUCAUUUCUCGCAAGUCUGUCAGCAGCUGUGAUGAGGGCGAUGAUGAGGAUAUGCUCAACACAAGUGUGGUCUACAAAAUAGGUGAUCUUGGCCAUGUGACGCAAGCCAACAAUCAUCAAGUCGAGGAAGGUGACAGCAGAUAUUUGGCCAAUGAAGUUCUUCAAGAGGACUGCAGCAACCUGGCCAAGGCCGACAUCUUCGCCCUAGCACUGACAGUAGUGAGCGCAGCCGGAGCGGCGCCUCUUCCCAGCAAUGGUGACAGUUGGCACGAGAUCCGGCGGGGGAAACUCCCUGCUGUACCCCAAGUGCUCUCACCAGAGUUUCUCAGCCUCCUUACGUUGAUGAUUCACCCUGACCCCACCGAACGUCCUUCUGCCACUGACCUCAUCCGCCACCCGGUGCUGCUGACAGCAACCAAGACUAGCGCUGAUCAACUGCGAGUGGAAAACAAUGCUCUCAGAUGCAAGAAUGCCCUGUUGGAAAGGGAGCUGCAGAAGGCUCAGCUGGCGAGAGCCUCCAUUGGGGAGACGGGAAAUGGAAGCAGCACCUCCAGGCUUAUUGGGAAGAUGAUGAGUCGCUCUGUUAGCCUCAACAUUUUCUGAACUCUUUCGUGUACAUAUGUUUGAAGAAAGUUAAUGUUCCUUCACUCGUUGCCAUGUAGCGCUUGUACAAAGUUAUUUAAUAAAAGUGUUCUAUGUUCUUUUUGUCACUAUGUCCAAUUGGGUUUUUCAUCCGUUGUAAAUUGUUGACCUAUGGGAACACGGAUACGUCAAGCAGCUGUCGGCAUAACAUACAAAAACUGAACAAAUGCUGUCAGAGCAUAAGUCUUUAUCAAAAUGCAACAUUUUCACUUUUUAGGCUGACUGCAACAUUUUUGACUUCAAGGAUAUCAAACAAGUCUGUUUUUGUUUUUUGCACUGCUGAAGCAGUUAAACUUGACGGGGAAAAUAGUAGCAAUGCAAAAUCGUAUACCAAACAAAUGUGUUGCCAACCUGGGUGUACUGUAUUUGUCUUGAAAGCAAACUUUUUGGAAAAUACUUCCUUACCUGCUGUUGGUUGCAAUAUCUCUCGUUUUAAAGAGAUGCACUUACUAUAAAGCUGCUAAUUUAAAAGGAAAAUUGUAUAAUUUUGCAUCCAUCUCAUUUUUGUUUUUGAA
Molecule: messenger RNA, 2823 nt
Organism: Corythoichthys intestinalis (scribbled pipefish)
Lineage: Eukaryota; Metazoa; Chordata; Actinopteri; Syngnathiformes; Syngnathidae
Gene: wee1
Product: WEE1 G2 checkpoint kinase
Exons: 10
Coding region: 476-2269 (597 amino acids)
Biological process (GO): mitotic cell cycle; negative regulation of G2/MI transition of meiotic cell cycle; protein phosphorylation
Cellular component (GO): nucleus; cytoplasm
Molecular function (GO): ATP binding; non-membrane spanning protein tyrosine kinase activity; magnesium ion binding
Source: RefSeq, a predicted model, not a curated record